AUGUAUAUUACGUAUAUGUGUGACCGUGCACGCGUUUCUCUCCUUCGUCCAUCAGAACCUCUAUUGUAAAACGAAAGGGGAAUGAAAAUAGUGUUUUGUGAAUAGUGCGAGAUCGGGUUUUUGUGUUCGGUUCAUUUUAUCGCGCAGUGCCCAAAUAAACGUGGAUUAAAGACGCAUCCCCGUGAGACGCGAGAACAGCAACGGACCAGCCGGCGAGAGAGAGAGAGAGAGAGAGGAUCCCCGAUGGUGGAACAGUGGGGGACGACCGUUGGCGUUUCUCCAAGAUCCUGAGAAUGUCCACGGAACGAUCGGGAAACCAAGGAAUGGAUCAUGAAGUGACCGCGCACAAAGGACACUCUGGACACGUGUGAUUCCUUGCGAAGUAUUUAGCCACAAUUAAGAUGUACCCCGCGCCGGCGAGACACCCAGCCGCUGCCGGUGGCGGAGGAAGCGGCGGGGCUGCGGGAGGGCUGAAAUUCACGGUGGCUGACACUUGCGAGAGGAUCAAAGAGGAAUUCAAUUUCAUCCAGCAACAGAACCACUCACUGAAGAUCGAAUGCGAGAAGCUGGCCAGCGAGAAGACCGAGAUACAGAGGCAUUACUUCAUGUACUACGAGAUGUCCUACGGCAUCACCGUGGAGAUGCACAAGCAGACGGAGAUCGCCAAGCGGUUGAACGCGAUAAUCGUCCAGCUACUACCGUUCCUGGCACAAGAGCAUGGCUUGCAGCAUCAGCAGCAGGUGGCCAGUGCCGUAGAGAGGGCGAAGCAAGUCACGACGACCGAGCUAAACGCUAUUAUUGGGCAACAACAGGGUCUACAACAGCUACUGCAACAGAUACACGCGCAGCAGUUGCCCCACGGCGCGGUGGUCGGCGGUCUUCCGCCGGCCGGGCUGUUGGGGUUCGCAGGUGCUGCGGCUGCGGCCGCGGCGGCUGUGGUACCGCCGCAUCUCGCCCCACCGCCGCACUCGGCGGCAGCCGCAGCCGCGGCCCAGGCGCAGGCGCAGGCGCUCCUGAAGCCGUCGGACCUGCAACAGCAUCGUACCGCCGCGGAGACGCCCGAGGACCGUAAGCCGAUCCCGCUCACCGACGACCGACUCAGGCGAUCCGUUUCACCGCCGGAGAAAUUCCGCAGCCGCACCCCCGACCUCGAGAGCGAUCCCAAGAGGCGGAAGGAGGAGAAGCUCGGACACGAGAGCGACGGGGAGAAGAGCGACCAGGACUUGGUGGUGGAUGUCGCGAACGAGGAGGCGUCAUCACCGCACGCGAACGGCGAACACUCAGACCCACGUGAGAACGGUACCCUGGAGAAGCUGAGUGCUCCAGGACACGCGGGACCGACAUCCGGCGCCGGCUCCGCUUCCGUGAAAGACAGGCCGCCCUCGCGGAGCGGAAGCUCCUCCGCUCGUAGCACACCGUCUCUGAAAAGUAAAGAUAUCGACAAGCCGGGUACACCUGUGGCGGCGGCGAGGGGGUCGCGCAGUUGUACGCCAACUAUGGGCGGAAUCCCUGGGCCCUUGGCAUCGCGAGUCUAUCAUCCGCCAUCGUCGCAGCAAACGCCACCGCCGGGCUAUCAGGAUUUGCCGUCCCGCGGCAAUGAGCCGCCGCAGUCGUCUUCGCCGUACAGCAACUUACCAUACGCAAGGACAUCCAUGCUCGGUUUCGAUGGCCACGUAAGGAGACCACCGAGAAACGGGAUAAGCGAAGUCCCAGGCGGUAAGAUGGCAAUCUCGUUCCAUGCGAACGGCGAGGGUGAAAUGCAGCCCGUCGCGUUCCCCACGGACGCUCUGAUAGGACCGGGAAUUCCACGUCACGCGCGUCAGAUUAAUACCUUGACUCACGGGGAAGUUGUGUGCGCCGUUACGAUCUCGAAUCCGACCAAGUACGUCUACACCGGCGGCAAAGGGUGCGUGAAAGUCUGGGACAUCGGGCACGAAGGCGGCGGCAGCACCAAGCCAGUGUCGCAGCUGGAUUGUCUGCAACGUAACAAUUAUAUCAGAUCGGUGAAGCUACUGCCGGACUGUAGAACCCUAAUAGUCGGCGGCGAGGCGAGACAGUUGAUCAUCUGGGACCUGGCCAGCCCGACGCCGAGGAUCAAAGCGGAGCUAACCUCAUCAGCGCCGGCCUGUUACGCGCUGGCCAUCUCCCCAGACUCGAAAGUCUGCUUUAGUUGCUGCAGCGACGGCAACAUCGCCGUCUGGGAUCUCCACAACGAGAUCCUGAUCAGACAGUUCCAAGGUCACACGGACGGUGCCUCGUGCAUCGACAUUUCCGCGGACGGCACCAAGCUUUGGACGGGGGGCCUCGACAACACCGUCCGCUCCUGGGACCUGAGGGAGGGCAGACAGCUGCAACAGCACGACCUAAACUCCCAGAUAUUCUCCCUCGGUUAUUGCCCGACCGGGGAAUGGCUGGCGGUCGGUAUGGAAAACUCGAAGGUCGAAGUACUGCACGCGUCCAAGUCCGACAAGUAUUCCCUGCUUGUCCACGAAUCCUGCGUCCUUUCGCUGCGUUUCGCGUCCUGCGGCAAAUGGUUCGUCUCGACCGGCAAAGACAAUCUGUUGAACGCAUGGCGCACGCCGUACGGCGCUUCGAUAUUCCAGUCGAAGGAAUCAUCGUCGGUGCUGAGCUGCGACAUCUCCGCCGACGACAAGUACAUCGUGACCGGGUCCGGGGACAAGAAGGCCACCGUAUACGAAGUGAUUUACUAGACGCCGCACGGUAUAAAUU
Molecule: messenger RNA, 2730 nt
Organism: Dufourea novaeangliae
Lineage: Eukaryota; Metazoa; Arthropoda; Insecta; Hymenoptera; Halictidae
Gene: gro
Product: protein groucho-like
Exons: 16
Coding region: 402-2711 (769 amino acids)
Biological process (GO): negative regulation of canonical Wnt signaling pathway; regulation of DNA-templated transcription
Cellular component (GO): nucleus; transcription regulator complex
Molecular function (GO): transcription corepressor activity; protein binding
Source: RefSeq, a predicted model, not a curated record